GUGACGUCACGUAUCUAUCGCUCUUUCAUUGGUCCUUGCGCUGAGAGUGGCGGCCAUCUUGAAAGUGUCAGUGUGAGGCUUGGAGCUGGGCGUAGAGAGGGAGCGGCAGUACGAGGUAACGUCCGGUGCUCCGAGUGUGCACUGAGAAGCGUUACAGCCGGGUCCCGGGACGCAGGGGCCGCACAGAUGUGAGACAGCGCUGUACAGCUUUCUAUGACUUAUCGGAGCUGAUAUUGCAUUUACCACAAACGUUCGCAAACGUGAAAAGUGUCAUAUGGCAUGAUACAAUAAUGGCUGCCAUCUCGUAUGAAGGGUAAUGUUCCAGUACAGACAUGCCUUACGUGGAUCGUCAGAAUCGCAUUUGUGGCUUCCUGGACAUCGAGGAGCAUGAAAACAGUGGCAAGUUCCUGCGGAGGUAUUUCAUCUUGGACACUAGCCAAAACAGCCUGCUAUGGUACAUGGACAAUCCACAGAACCUACCAGCAGGUUCCCCUGCAGUAGGAUGUCUUAAGCUCACCUAUAUCUCAAAGGUGAGCGAUGCCACCAAAAUUAGACCAAAAGCUGAAUUUUGUUUUGUAAUGAAUGCCGGCAUGAGAAAAUACUUUCUGCAAGCCAAUGAUCAGCAAGACCUAGUAGAGUGGGUGAAUGUCCUCAACAAAGCUACCAAAAUUACAGUACCAAAAAAUUGUGACCAGCCGUGUCCUGCUGACAAUGCACAGCACCACUUUGAAAAUGCAGGCAGCAAAAAGCAGAUAUCUUAUAGGACUGAAAUAGUUGGGGGUGUUCCAAUUAUUACGCCAACACAGCAAGAACUCAGCGAGUGUGCCACCACUGGGGACCGAGGGAAUCUAAAACGCACCCAAAGCCAACUCCCAUCCCCUCCCUUACGGAUCUCUGAAGGCAGCGUGAUAAAAGCCGGGUACUGCGUCAAGCAAGGGGCUGUGAUGAAGAACUGGAAAAGAAGAUUUUUUCUCCUAGAUGAUAACACGAUAGGAUACUUCAAGUCUGAAUUGGACAGGGAUCCACUACGAGUGAUCCAGCUGAGAGAGGUGCUGAAGGUGCAGGAGUGCAAACAGAGUGACAUCAUGAUGAGGGACAAUUUGUUUGAAAUUGUAACAACUUCUCGAACAUUUUUUGUACAGGCUGACAGUCCUGAAGACAUGCAUAGCUGGAUCCGAGCCAUAUCCGGUGCAAUCGUGGCACAGCGUGGGCCAGCCAGAUCUGCGGCAUCUGUGUUUUUAAUUCCCACCCUGCCCUGUCUCCCUGCAGAUGCGACAGGUCAGACGCCUUUCAAACCCCUGUAUUCCGAGGAGGCCCCCUCCUCACACUCAGAGCUCAACUCUUCUGUUCGCUCCUUCAGUUUCCCUCACUCGACCGCCCGACUUCAGCACUCUGACCCCGGGCCUACGUACCGGCACCGGGAAGACUCUAGCUCCGUUGCCAAGAACCAGCCAGGACACUUCAAGAUGCCGGCUGUCUCUGCAGGAAACCAGUCUAGCAAAGUGACCUCUUCUGUGCCCAGUGCCAUACCCGUUAACUGUCUGGAAGCGGGGAUGGUUGACAUAGACGAUGCCAGCCUACCAGUCACUGAUGUCUGAGCCCAGCGUAUAGACUCUUGGAAAUGAAUCUGGAUGAUGUAUCGCUUCAGCUCUGGUUUCCAGCUAUGUGAUGCACAAAGUGAAUCACCUGAUCUGUCAUGUACCCUCCGAUCAGUGGGAAGGAAUUGUCACCAGAUCUGUAGGACCAUGCUGUUAGAUAAUACACAUUCCCAACACAAAACUUGUGAACCUUCCUCUGCAGCCAAUGUGAGAAAAGAUUGACCAUAUUUUUUUCCUUACUAAGUAACUUUGUGACUCCGGUCACUAAAUAAAAGCAUGCCACGUUGGCA
This is a messenger RNA of Pseudophryne corroboree (corroboree frog), 1888 nucleotides long. It is a transcript of the gene PLEKHA1, whose product is annotated as pleckstrin homology domain containing A1. Lineage: Eukaryota; Metazoa; Chordata; Amphibia; Anura; Myobatrachidae. The transcript has 14 exons. The record is from RefSeq and is a predicted model, not a curated record. The coding region runs from base 333 to 1598 and encodes 421 amino acids.